GUAAAGAAAUCGAGGAUUGGCAGGGAGGGGAGAGGGUUUGUGCUGCUGGCGGCUGCGCUCUGGAUCGCGCACAAGUGUAUCCCCGCGGUUGCUGCGUCGCGCACACGGAGGAGAGGAGAGGAGAGGAGAGGAGAGGAGAUGGAGGUCGGUUUCUUGGGGCUGGGCAUCAUGGGGAAGGCAAUGGCGACCAACCUCCUCCGCCACGGCUACCGCGUCACCGUCUGGAACCGGACCCUCGCCAAGUGCCAAGAGCUCGUCGCGCUCGGGGCCACCGUCGGGGAGACGCCCGCCGCCGUCGUCGCCAAGUGCAGAUACACCAUCGCCAUGCUCUCCGACCCCAGCGCCGCCCUAUCCGUUGUCUUCGACAAGGAUGGCGUGCUCGAGCAGAUCGGGGAUGGCAAAGGCUAUAUCGACAUGUCCACUGUCGAUGCCGCGACUUCGUCCAAGAUUAGUGAGGCAGUUAAACAAAAAGGCGGAGCUUUUGUUGAAGCUCCGGUUUCAGGGAGCAAGAAGCCAGCUGAAGAUGGUCAAUUGGUCAUUCUUGCUGCCGGGGACAAGACAUUGUAUGAUGAAAUAGUUCCUGCAUUUGAUGUACUUGGGAAAAAGUCGUUCUUUUUGGGAGAGAUUGGAAAUGGAGCUAAGAUGAAGCUUGUGGUCAACAUGGUCAUGGGAAGUAUGAUGAAUUCUUUGUCCGAGGGACUUUCUUUGGCCGACAAAAGUGGGUUGAGCCCCCAGGCACUUCUUGAUGUCCUGGACCUCGGCGCUAUCGCAAACCCAAUGUUCAAGCUGAAGGGGCCCGCAAUGCUGCAGGGCAGCUACAACCCUGCGUUCCCUCUGAAACAUCAGCAGAAGGACAUGAGGUUAGCUCUGGCCCUGGGAGAUGAGAACGCCGUCUCCAUGCCAGUCUCUGCAGCUGCGAACGAGGCAUUCAAGAAGGCCAGAAGUCUGGGGCUGGGGGACCUGGACUUCUCGGCGGUCUAUGAGGUAGUGAAGGGCGGUGCAGGUGGUUCAGGCCAGGCAUGAUGGGCUAUUGUUGGUCUCGUUCGGAUGCUAGAAUCACAUUCACAUGGCCGUGGUUCCCCAGUUUCUACGCAGAUUUGCAGCACUAUCUCUUUCGUGAUAAGUUUCUGUCAAAGGCAAUUGGCUCGUCAUGGUAGCGAUGUGUAUAUCCAGGAUCUGGAACCUGACCUCGCAGGAGAAAUAAAUCAGCAUUGAUUCUAGCGUACGUGCACGAUAUGGAUGUAACAUUGUAAUUGGAAACUUGGAAUUAGCUGCCUGCACCAGGAAUGGUUUUGUUGCAUUGAAGACGUAUGACAUAGAAUGACACUCCUAUCCUUUUUCA
Setaria italica (foxtail millet) is the source of this 1342-nucleotide messenger RNA. Its product is annotated as glyoxylate/succinic semialdehyde reductase 1. Lineage: Eukaryota; Viridiplantae; Streptophyta; Magnoliopsida; Poales; Poaceae. Gene Ontology annotation, molecular function: 3-hydroxybutyrate dehydrogenase activity; NADP binding; NAD binding. The transcript has 8 exons. Bases 139 to 1023 code for a protein of 294 amino acids. Gene Ontology annotation, cellular component: cytosol. The record is from RefSeq and is a predicted model, not a curated record.